Molecule: messenger RNA, 1263 nt
Organism: Aspergillus calidoustus
Lineage: Eukaryota; Fungi; Ascomycota; Eurotiomycetes; Eurotiales; Aspergillaceae
Source: the annotation of a GenBank genome assembly
UUACGUACGCCACGAAGUCCGACACAUAGCUACGGCGGCUGUGGCUUCCCCAACGGCGAUCACCUGAUGCAUGAGAUCACCACCAAUUCUAAUAACAUUCGCUCUUUAGGCUUGACGACCACAAUAAUGUUACCAGUGCUGUUCAUUCCGCUUAGACUAACCACAUUAUUGGUGCUCUGACAUCACUAACCGGAAUAUACUUAACCCGAGGCCUCCAUAUCAAGGCCUCCUAGCGGCAGACCAUAAAAAUGAAAGUGGAAGAAGCGAUUAUCGUUAAUUAGUUAUUCUACGAUAUAUUCUUGGUAAUUGGAUUCCAGAAUGAGUGGCCAGACAGAGUCUCUUCUAGUGGCUACUAUUGUCAUGACUUCUAUAUCCACAUUGGUGAUCAUCACAAGAAUAACAUUUCGCGCCUGCUUGAUUCGCACUGUAGGAUGGGAUGAUUGGAUCGUGCUAUUGGCAACCAUGAUAAAUAUUGGGAUAUCCAUUUCUAUAAUCUUAGGAGUUGGGCGGGGACUAGGAGGAAGGGAAUGUUCAGAUAAUCCAAACGAUCAGACUUUAUCCAAGUUGCAUAUAGCAACCCAGUUACUAUAUACCGUUACCGCCGGAUUGAUAAAGAUUUCCAUCCUGAUCAUGUAUCACCGAGUAUUCUUGGAUUUGCAAGUGAUCACAAUUCUAACCAUAAUUUUUAUUGUGGCCAUGAGUGUGGCUUUUUUCUUCACAUACAUAUUUCAAUGUGAUCUACCAGAUCCAUGCUCAACCAGUACGGAAAUACGCAAGCGGAAAUGCUUGCCUGCUCUCGGCUUCUGGACUGCAGCCUCUGCGGUCUUUGUUACUACCGAUAUAUGGAUUGUUGUCCUACCGAUCAAAAUUGUGCUCAACCUUCAGCUUUCGUGGGAAAAAAGAAUCACUGUAUUGGUAGUGUUCUCACUGGGCCUCUUGUCCUGUGGGGCUGGGAUCGCGAGACUGAUCUAUAUCGUGAAGUUAUAUGAUAGUAUUGAGCCUCCCUCUUGGACUAGUGCCCCGAUACAGUUGUGCUCCAUGCUUGAAGUUUCGUUGGCGUUAGUAGCCUGUAGCAUCGCUCCAUUGAAGAAGGGCGCUGUCAAAAUCAAGGAGUAUCUGACUCGCGAUUCCGCAGCCGUUCGAUAAUUUUUGCGGCCCUAAGCAGGUAUAAACGAUAGGGCAGGGUUGGCUCAUGCAUUGUGCAGUCAAAAUGGCAUAGUAAUAGGCCUCUGGCACUCUUUACAAAUGAUAACCUGAACUUCU